Messenger RNA from Lycium ferocissimum, 420 nucleotides. RefSeq names its product cyclin-D3-2-like. The record is from RefSeq and is a predicted model, not a curated record. The transcript is spliced from 3 exons. NCBI's taxonomy places the organism in Eukaryota, Viridiplantae, Streptophyta, Magnoliopsida, Solanales, Solanaceae. Bases 1 to 420 code for a protein of 139 amino acids.
AUGGAUGAAAACAGAGAAAAUGUGCCAGCAUUAUCAGAAUAUCCAGUGAUAAAUUACAACUUUAAUACGAGUUUUAUACAGAGAAUGGAGAUUUUACUUCUUAACAUACUUGGUUGGAAUAUGAGUUGUGUCACUCCUUUUGCUUUCAUAAAAUACUUUGUAUCAAGAUUCUGCAGAGAAAAUUCAAGAAAACACUCUACUAGAAUCAAAACUGUUCAAAUCAUCAUGAGUGUACUUGGAGAUGUGAGGUUAAUGAGUCACAGGCCGUCUGUAAUAGCAGCAGCUGCAGCAUUAUUAGCAGUAAACGAAGAUUUGACUAGAGAAGAAGUGGAGAAUGAGAUAUAUGUCUUGCAUUUAAAUGGAUUUCUUGAAAUUGAUAAUGUGUGGUGCUGCUAUUAUAAAUUGCUAGAGCUGAACUAG